Molecule: messenger RNA, 1150 nt
Organism: Helicoverpa armigera (cotton bollworm)
Lineage: Eukaryota; Metazoa; Arthropoda; Insecta; Lepidoptera; Noctuidae
Product: clavesin-1
Exons: 7
Coding region: 162-1073 (303 amino acids)
Cellular component (GO): membrane
Molecular function (GO): phosphatidylinositol bisphosphate binding
Source: RefSeq, a predicted model, not a curated record
CGUGGACUCAAUUUUUCUAUUAGUGAUGUGAAUCGGAGUGAUACGGUCGUGCCUACAAUAGUUUUGUUUGUAAAUAUCGAUAUUUUUGUUAUUGAAAUUAUUUUCCUUUUAAACUCAGUGAUAUUGUUUUGUGUGGUUUGAUUUUUGAAUAUUUCGUAACAAUGACGGGCCCAGUCCAGCAGUUCCCCUUAGCAGAAGAAUAUAAGAAGAAGAACCAGAUCUCGCCAGAAGACAUCAAGAAGUUCAGGGAUUGGGUGGACACACAGCCGCAUCUGCCAGGAGAACUUAUCACUGACCUGGACCUGAUCUUAACAUACCACUGCUGCAACCGCAGCUCCGAGGUGUCGAAGCAAGUGCUGGAUCUGCACUACACGCUGAAGACGCUCUUCACCAACUUCUUCAAGGACAGGAUAGUGGAUGACAAGAUAUUGAAGACUAUGAGCUACUAUGUAUUAGCUCCGCUGGAAACACGAGGGUACGACGGGUCCGCCAUCUUCUUCUGCAGACUACUCGAUUACGAUGCCAAGAAUUUCGUCUUUGCUGAUGCUAUCAGAGCGUGCUUAAUGCUCGUCGACCUAUGGCAGUAUGAAGAGGGUACGUGGCCAGGGUUCAUGAUCAUCAUCGACCUGGACCACUGCACAUUGUCACACAUCGCCAGACUCGACCUGCAGUCAGUGCAGCAAUUCCUGUACUUCCUACAGGAAGCCAUGCUCCUCAAAAUCAAAAGUUUACACUUCCUUAACGCACCCUCGUUCAUGGACAAGCUGAUGAUGAUACUGCGGCCGUUCAUGAAGAAGGAACUGCUGGAUAUGCUGAGCAUCCACCAGACUGGAUCCAAGACUAUAGAGAAGUUCAUGCCCAUUGAGGGACUGCCUAAAGGCGCUGGUGGACAGUAUAAGAGUUUGGAGCAAAUUAGAGAUGAUAAUAUAACAAAAAUGAAGAACUCCAAGCAAUUCUUCGUGGAAGAGAACAAGAAGCGAGUGGUGGAAGACAAGAGACCUGGCAAGCCGAAGACCAUCUCAGAUAUCUUCGGCGGAGUGGAGGGGUCUUUUAAGAAGCUGGAUAUUGAUUGAUUGAGAAGAAAUAGAUUUUAGAGUAAUUGAGAGAUUGAUCAAAUGUUGUGUUGGGUUAUUAGAUGAUUUAUAAGGUU